Molecule: messenger RNA, 3473 nt
Organism: Gadus chalcogrammus (walleye pollock)
Lineage: Eukaryota; Metazoa; Chordata; Actinopteri; Gadiformes; Gadidae
Exons: 2
Coding region: 499-2646 (715 amino acids)
Source: RefSeq, a predicted model, not a curated record
ACUUGGAGGACUCCAUACGCCGGUGUGCCUCAUGAGAUGGCAAUGCAAACUCUGCACAUUUGAGGAUUCUUCAAGAGGGGAGCUUCCCAAGCAUUAUCGCGUCAAGCACGGUACUUUUGGUCGUGGCUAUUCUGUACCCUGUCUUCAUUUUAAAGCUGUCCUUGCUCCUUCAAGACUUGGGGUGGCCUGCGUACACACUUGUCUAGAUCCCACAAUUCACAGGAAACUGAAGAGUGUGAAGGUGUGCAAUCUUUCAAAUGUCAAAUUUGCAACUCAUUUUAUCCUAGUACAAAAGACUAUUUUCAGCAUAUUAAUUCCCACUUGAAAAGACAUGAAACCAUAGAAUGUGCUUUUAACGGAUGUGAUUUCAAGACAAACAUAUAUGGGACUUAUGCAACACACAGAAGUAGAAAACACAAGUCCUAUUCAUUGAAAGACUUUAAGACUGAUGUGAUCGCAGAGCAUCCUGUUGCUACUGAGAACGAAAUUGACUUUCCAAUGUUGGAAUCAUAUUGUCAUGUGGAUAGUGAUACCACCUUAGAGUUGGCUUGUGAAAGGGACACUAAAGGUGAAAUUGUUAAAAAUGUCGGUUCUCUCUUGUUAAAAUUGGAAAGCAUCUAUAAUGUCUCUGGCAAAUGUGUUGAUGACUUAGUGGAACAGCUUCAGUUUAUCUGCGAAUCAUCCACUCAGUACAUUCCAAAGUUAGUGAGUGAUAUUUUUACAAAGAAUAACUGUGCUGUUGAUGAAGCUAUUGUUAGUGAAUUAGUAGACAAACUCUAUCACUCCAAUCCUUUUACUGCAGCCUUGGGUCCUGAUGGUCCCUUUUCUUCUAAAUUUAAGAGGGUAAAGUAUUAUAAGGACAACUUCAGUGUAAUUGAGCCAGUAGAGUAUAUUUUGGAUCCAGAGAAGAAUUUUAGCUUUCAAUAUGUGCCUGUUCUUCAAUCCUUACUGCAAUUGUUGAAAAAUGAAGACAUUGUAAACAGGUUAUUGACUAAACAGACUACUUCAGACGACUCACAGUUUGCAUCCUUCCGUGAUGGUAAAUAUUUCAAGCUAAAUGAAUUUCAUGCUAAUGAGGAGUUCAGUAUUUCCCUUAUACUGUAUGCAGAUGAUUUUGAAAUCUGCAAUCCCCUUGGAACUUCACGGAAAAAACAUAAAGUCACAGCAGUUUACUGGGCACUAGCCAAUACACCACCUGAACUGAGAUCACAGUUAACAUCAAUUCAUUUAGCUCUCCUUUGUAAAGCAAAUCAUCUAAAAAAUGUUGGCUAUGAAACUGUUCUUGAGCCUCUUUUGAAGGAUCUCAUAACAUUGGAGAGGGAAGGAGUUUUUUUGCCUCAGGUUGGCAAAAAUAUCAGAGGUACUGUUUUUUGCGUUUCAGCAGACAAUCUUGGUGCGCAUUCUUUAAGUGGACUUGUAGAAAACUUUAGUGGACAUUAUAUCUGUAGGUUUUGUAUUGGCGACCGUUCUGACUAUCAGCAAAAAGAAGUACAUUCAGGAGCUUUUCCAUUAAGAACAAAAGAGAACUAUGAUUUACAUGUUCAGUCUGUAAAGAUAAAUCCUGCUUUGGUACACUGUUGUGGUGUGAAGAAAAGUUGUCCCAUCACAGAGAAAUUAAGUAAUUUCCAUUUUGUAACCGGGGAACUGGCACUGUGUCUUAAUGUGUGCAUCCACAAGAAGUACUUCACCUUGACAGAACUUAACAAGUCCAUCACACAAUUUCCAUACAAAUUUACUGAUAAAACGGAUCACCCUGGACCUAUCCCAGUGAAUUUUGCCUCUCGUAAAAGUAUUGGUGGGAACGCCAGUGAAAACUGGACAUUGUUAAGAUUAUUAUCAUUUAUUAUUGGUGCAACUGUACCACUGAAUGAUCCAGCAUGGCACGUUCUAAUGAUUUUAAAAGAUAUAACUGAGCUUGUAGUAGCCCCCAUUCAUACUGAGGAAAGUAUUUGCUACCUCGACACGCUGAUAUCUGAACAUCGUCACAGGCUGUUGGAAGUUUUCCCAGAUCAAAAAUUGAUUCCAAAGCACCAUUUUUUGGAGCAUUAUCCUGAUUUGAUAAGAGGGUAUGGUCCUUUGGUUAGCCUCUGGACUAUGCGAUUUGAGGCUAAACAUAGCUUCUUUAAGCAAGUUAUUAGGCACACAAAGAGCUUCAGAAAUGUAUUGAUGUCACUUGCCUCAAAGCACCAAAUGAUGAUGGCAUACAUUUCACAAGGAAAUGCUUUGAAACCUGCAGUGUGUGUCACAAAAAUAUCAUCUCUUCCAUUAGACAUACUUGAUACAGGAAUACAGCAGUCUUUCAAGGCAGUUUAUCCAACCCAAACCUCUGUGAAUUUGACCAAUGUGGCCAUACUCCAUAGAACUAAAUAUGCUGCUGGGAUGGUUUUGCCUUAUGGGUCAACUGGUGGAAUAUCUGAUUUUGUUAUGAUUUCACAGAUUGUUAUUGUCGAUGGCAGUGUCAGUUUCAUUGUGAAAAUGCUUAACAGCUGGUAUGAUGAACAUUUUAGGACAUUUAUGUUAGACCACUCUGGGAAAAUUACCCUGGUACAGCAGAGUGAACUUGGGGACACAUAUCCCUUGACAGCAUAUUUUGUGGAAGGAAAACUCAUGGUGACAUUGAAACGUCAAAUUAUUUGCCAGUGUUAGGUGAUGAGUUUGACUCUUUAAUGUCUAACACCUUGCUUCCUUCCUUCAGAGUAAUUUCUUUCUCUUUCUGUCAAGAUGGAUUUCGUUGCAUUGAAGGUUAUUAUAGAACACCGGAGUGAGAAGCUUACACUGUCCUCAGGAAUACCCAGCACUGUAGAACAGUUACAUGAGACAGUAAAAGAGACAUUUGGACUCAUUGAAGAUUUUACCCUGCAUUACCUGGAUGAGGACUUUGGUGAUUACUUCACUCUUCACUGCAUUCUACCAACCAGAUUAAACACAAGGGGACAAUCAAAGUGGUGAUGAUUCCAUCGGUAGUUCUUACAUUGACUGCUUUGACUGAAAACCAGACAGAUAUAAUGAAUGACAGUUUAAGCUCUGCUACUGAUGCAACGCCAGAUUCCCAGACCAAUGCCUCAUCAGUGUCUUCACAAGACAUCCUAUCCCCACGUAGAAGCCCUCAGACGACAACAUGGCCAAAUCAAAUCAUCAUUCCACUUUUCUCUGUGGCAACAGAGACAGUACUGAUGAAUGCCAAUGAAGAGUUUGUCAAAGAUCGUACUGUGCUGAACAAUUCUCGGAUCCGAUCUGAAAUCAUGGAAAAAUUAGCUGACUACAUGUACAGCUACACACCCUACCCCACAGGCCUUCAGAUAGGUGAGGUGGCAGAGGCUUUAGUCAGAAAGCAUCCAUGCCUGACAGAGCUAGGCAGUCGUAAUGGCUGGCUUGGAUGGAUGUACAGUCUUAAAUACAAGAUGGGAAAUUACAGGUCGAAGCUCCGAAGCCUUGGAUUUCCUGAGGUUGUCUGCAACUCACUUAAGAACAAG